Molecule: messenger RNA, 501 nt
Organism: Tuber aestivum (summer truffle)
Lineage: Eukaryota; Fungi; Ascomycota; Pezizomycetes; Pezizales; Tuberaceae
Source: the annotation of a GenBank genome assembly
UCUACUCUACCCUGCGCUGCAAUAACUGCCUGGCAUAGUUUAAUAGAAAAAGGAAAUGUAAAAGCCGGCGACAGCGUAUUGAUACAGGGAACUGGCGGAGUAUCCUUAUUUUCAAUGCAGUUUGCAUUAGCUGUAGGCGCAGAAGUAAUUUUAUUAUCUGGAAGCGAUGAUAAAUUAGAACGUGCUAAAAAAAUGGGCGUAAACCAUUUGAUCAAUUAUAAAAGUGUACCGCAAUGGGAAAAUGAAGUCAAAAAAAUCACCAAUGGACUUGGUGCAAAACACAUCGUAGAAGUUGUAGGCAGUGACCAUAUUAACGAAUCUAUAGAAGCAGUUGCAUUAGACGGAACCAUUUCUGUAAUCGGAAUAAUGAACGGACUAACCGGAAAUAUAAAUACUGCAAAAUUAAUGAGUAAACAAGUCAGAUUACAGGGAAUUAACGUUGGCUCAAAAGAGAUGUUUUUAAGAAUGAAUCAAACCCUCGAAACAAAAAACAUCCAUCCC